CUCGCAAUCUCGAGGGAGGUGUCUCUUGGAGAAAAAAAAAUUCUCGAGAAAGUGGAAGAAGAUGAUGUACAAAUCGCCGUUAACGUUGAUCACGCUUUUCUCUAUAUCUUUCGCGUUCUUCGAUCUGGGCAGUGCCCUUUAUGGGCCUUCGUCUCCUGUGGUUCAGCUCACUCCUUCGAACUUCAAGUCCAAGGUUGUUAAUUCAAACGGAGUUGUUUUAGUUGAGUUCUUUGCACCAUGGUGUGGUCACUGUCAAGCCCUAACACCGACAUGGGAGAAGGUGGCUAAUAUCUUGAAAGGUGUUGCCACUGUUGCUGCCAUUGACGCUGACGCUCACAAGUCUAUUGCUCAGGAGUACGGUAUUAAGGGUUUCCCGACCAUUAAGGUCUUUGUGCCCGGAAAGGCUCCAAUUGAUUACCAAGGAGCAAGGGAUGCCAAACCCAUUGCCGAGUUUGCUCUCCAGCAGAUAAAGGCUCUUUUGAAGGAUCGUUUGCAUGGGAAAGCAAAUGGAGGAGGAUCCAGUGAGAAGAAAUCUGAGCCCAGUGCCUCUGUCGAAUUGAACUCUAGCAACUUUGAUGAGUUGGUUAUUAAAAGCAAAGAACUUUGGAUUGUGGAGUUCUUUGCACCUUGGUGUGGACACUGCAAAAAGCUUGCUCCUGAGUGGAAAAAAGCUGCAAAGAACUUGAAGGGGAAGGUGAACCUGGGCCAUGUAAAUUGUGAUGCCGAUCAGUCUCUAAUGAGCAGAUUCAAAGUACAAGGAUUCCCCACGAUAUUGGUUUUCGGUGCAGACAAAAGCAGCCAUAUUCUGUACGAGGGUGCUAGAACUGCAUCUGCCAUAGAAUCCUUUGGUUUGGAAAUGCUCGAAGCCAAUGCUGGCCCUGCUGAAGCUACUGAACUCACUGGCCCGGAUGCAAUGGAAGAGAAGUGUGGUUCAGCUGCUAUAUGCUUUGUUUCUUUCUUGCCUGAUAUUCUUGAUUCCAAGGCUGAAGGAAGGAACAAGUACCUCGAUAUGUUGUUAACCGUUGCUGACAAGUUCAAGAGGAGCCCUUACAGUUUUGUGUGGGUGGCUGCCGGAAAGCAGACAGAUCUGGAGACAAAGGUUGGUGUUGGAGGGUACGGUUAUCCGGCUAUGGUGGCCUUGAACUCGAAGAAAGGAGCUUACGCUCCGCUUAAAAGUGCGUUUGAGGUCGAACCCAUCAUGGAAUUCGUGAAGGAGGCUGGUCGCGGAGGAAAAGGGAACUUACCGAUAGACGGAGCGCCGGAGAUAGUGAAGACGGAACCUUGGGAUGGUAAGGAUGGAGAGAUACUCGAAGAAGAUGAAUUCUCUCUUGAAGAACUCAUGGGAGAGUUGUGACCGUUAAGUAUAACAUUUGUCUGAAAAAAAACAACAUAGAAAAGGCAAAGUCCGUUGAUCCUUUUAGCAUCUUAUGAACUAUGACUAUGAGUGAGUCGACCAGUUUUUUCUUUUUUCUUUUUUCUUUCUGGAGAGUUGCUUUGAUGUUUUACAUGUAACCUGUUGAUGUUCGAACCUUCUCUGCAGCCAAAAAAGAAAGUAUAUCGUUUUUGUGUCCGAAAUUCGAUUCA
Molecule: messenger RNA, 1584 nt
Organism: Tarenaya hassleriana
Lineage: Eukaryota; Viridiplantae; Streptophyta; Magnoliopsida; Brassicales; Cleomaceae
Product: protein disulfide-isomerase 2-3-like
Exons: 9
Coding region: 62-1354 (430 amino acids)
Biological process (GO): response to endoplasmic reticulum stress
Cellular component (GO): endoplasmic reticulum lumen
Molecular function (GO): protein-disulfide reductase activity; protein disulfide isomerase activity
Source: RefSeq, a predicted model, not a curated record